AUGCGAUGGGGCGACACGUGGAGGCACGCGUGGGGCGGCGGCGUCGGCGUCGGUCGCCCGGAGCAUCGACCGAGGCGGUGGACCGACGACGGCACGGUGCAGAUUUUACCCGCGGCGACGGACGAGGGGUACGCGCUCGUGCCGACGUCCUCGGAUAAGAGAGCGCUCGAGGAGUUUUACGAGCAGUGCAACGGGCUUCGGUGGAGCGUGCAGCAGAAUUGGGGCGUCGGAGAGCCGUGCGCGAACGGCUGGCACGGCGUCGUGUGUCACGGCGGCCGAGUCACGGAGCUGUGGAUGAAUCUGAACAACGUCGCGUGCAUGGGACAGUUUAACCUCACCGCGCUCGCGAAGCUCGACGAGCUCGUGUACUUGGACCUGAGCGAUAACUUAUUCAGCGGGAAGAUACCGGACGAGCUUAACAAGAUGGGACGGCUGACGAACUUGCGUCACUUAGACCUGAGCGCGAACGACCUGAGCGGGUCGCUGCCGAAGAGCAUGGGGAAGAUGAAAUCGCUGGAGGUUCUGUACCUCGGCGAGAGCGGGUUAGAGGUGAAGAACAAGCUGUCCGGCAAGAUACCGAGCGAGUGGGCGGGGAUGAAGUCGCUCACGCGGCUGUCGCUCCGCGGAAACAACGACGUCAAGGGAAAAUUUCCAUCCUGGAUCGGCGAGCUGAAAAACCUCGAGGAGCUCACGCUCUCGAACACGGGGCUCGCCGGCGAGGUCCCGGAGUCGAUCGUUCAGUGCGAGAACUUGCGGCUCCUGGACCUGUCGCAGAACAAGCUCUCCGGGCCGGUGCCGGAGGCGAUCACGCGUCUGAAGAAGUUGAAACAUCUCCGGCUGGGUCAAAACGCGUUCGAAGGCGACGUCCCGCGCGCGAUCGCGGAGCUGACCGAGCUCGAAACCUUGGACCUGGGCUCGAACGAGCUCGAGGGCGAGCUCCCGAGCUCGUUCGAGCGCCUCUCGAAGCUGGAGUACCUGGACCUCUCUCGGAACAAGUUCGAGGGGAAGCUGCCGUCGAUACUUCCGAAGAUUCCGACGCUGCGCGCGGUGAUCAUGCAUCAAAACGCGUUCGAGGGCCCGAUCCCAGACGCGUACCUCACGAACCUGCCGCUCCUGAAGCACCUCUAUCUGGAAGGGAACCGACUCACCGGCCCUCUGCCGACCGCCGCGCUGCUCGAGGCGAAGCACUUGGUGGAAUUCCACGCGCACUUCAACGCCAUCGCGGGGACGAUCCCGAGCCAGUUCGGAUCGAUGCCGAAGCUCGCGUCGCUGCAACUGCAAGGGAACAGACUCGUCGGCGGAAUCCCCCCCGAGCUCGGCGACGGCGAAGCCCUGGCGCGCUUAGACCUCUCGCAAAACGCGCUCGUCGGCGAGAUCCCGAGCGCGCUCGCGAACGCGACGGAGCUCGCGGAGCUGACGCUCUCGAUGAACGCGCUCGUCGGCGCGAUUCCGCCGUCGCUCGAGUCUCUCCCGCUGCUCCGCAAGCUCAAGCUCGACCAGAACCAGCUGACCGGGUCCGUCCCG
This is a messenger RNA of Micromonas pusilla CCMP1545, 1524 nucleotides long. RefSeq lists its product as uncharacterized. The transcript has 2 exons. Lineage: Eukaryota; Viridiplantae; Chlorophyta; Mamiellophyceae; Mamiellales; Mamiellaceae. Gene Ontology annotation, molecular function: protein binding. The record is from RefSeq and is a predicted model, not a curated record. The annotation marks the transcript as partial.